Molecule: messenger RNA, 615 nt
Organism: Camellia sinensis
Lineage: Eukaryota; Viridiplantae; Streptophyta; Magnoliopsida; Ericales; Theaceae
Source: RefSeq, a predicted model, not a curated record
CCCACACACCGCAACCCAUAAUUUUAUUCUUCCUAUAGUUUUAACCUAGCAAGAGAAGAGCAACAUGGAGUCUCAGGUGAAGAAUGCACAGGUGAUACAAGUCAUUGGGAGGACAGGGUCAAGAGGGCAGGUGACUCAGGUAAGAGUGAUGUUUAUGGAUGAGUCGAAGCGUACUCUUAUGAGGAAUGUCAAGGGACCGGUCAGGGUUGGGGAUGUUCUCACCCUGCUCGAGUCUGAAAGGGAAGCUCGAAGGCUGCGCUGAUUUUCAUUGCCCUCAAACAAUGAAUAUUUCUAGUUAUGGUUAUCUUUUUUGCACUCAUUGCCAUCAUGAUAGUUCAGCAUUAUGCAAUAAGGAUUGUUUUCUGAAGAUUGGUCUUUUUAAAUGGCAUAUGGACAUUAUUUUGCUUGAGAAAUUUCUUAUGAUUCAACUGUUGCAGUUCUUUGGUAUUAGUUACUAUUGUGCCUUUUGCUCUUUUACUUUUUGGAGUAGAGAUUUUUAGAUGCAAAAAUCUCAAAUGAAGUUCCAAGACCGAAUUAUUGAUAUAUCGAUUGAUAUUGUUUAAUAUUAAUUGAUAUAUGAUUGUGUUCGAUAUAAUCUCAGUUGAACUGGGAAUU